Molecule: messenger RNA, 3198 nt
Organism: Blastomyces dermatitidis ER-3
Lineage: Eukaryota; Fungi; Ascomycota; Eurotiomycetes; Onygenales; Ajellomycetaceae
Product: peroxisomal membrane protein
Exons: 3
Coding region: 1105-2490 (461 amino acids)
Biological process (GO): protein import into peroxisome matrix, docking
Cellular component (GO): peroxisome; peroxisomal membrane; peroxisomal importomer complex
Molecular function (GO): protein binding
Source: RefSeq, a predicted model, not a curated record
UUUCAUUCUGAGGUUUUUUAGAGUAAACCUUAUAAUGCCUACUUACCUAUUUUUUCUACUUCGACGCUUCGGCCGUAAACCCUAUUUCCCAUAGACAUGUGGAACUUUCUAUUCAUUUGUAGAGCUAAGGAGUGGGUAACUUCCGUCGUCAAGGGGUAUUACUCAUUUUAUCCCUCCCUGCCAUAUCCGUGCUAUUAGCCUUGUCAUUUUUCAUGUGUUGGAGUAAGGUUUGAGGAGUUAGGAUAUCCUCACCUGGAGGGACGUCGAAGAUUCCCCUUGUAGUCCAAUAGUGGAAAGACAUCGGAUAUAUCAUCGCCGCGAAUAGUUUUAGCCCAAUAUAUUUUUCAAGGCCUCCUUUAACCCUGUAUCAAGCGCAUCCUGGCUAUCACCCCUCGUAUGGCAACUUUCAGAUGCUAUCAGGUUAAAAGUUGCUGGGUGGCGGCGCGACAUGUGAUCUGAGGCUGCGAUUUUCCAGGAAGAACCAGCGAAGAAUUGCACCUGACGGCGGGUGUGAAGGACGUUAUAAACCAAUAUAACGAUAUAUAUGCAGCAUGUGCGGCGUUGAUUGACAGACCCAACAAUGCAUAUUAGUAACUAUUAUCCUCUCUAUACAUCCAUUUAUUCCCUGCGUCUUCGAUACACCUACCUCCUCCAAUAUGGUCUUCCCCGUCGGCCGUCAACAUCCUCGGCUCGCAAGCUCCCGAAAAUCUCUCCCCGCCCCGCCCUGCUGACUCAUCCCGCCUCCCCAUCCUCGGCCAAACGCGCAUUCGUGGGCAAAAACAUCUCCUCCAGCUUUUCUGCAUCUUCCAAAUAUUCAUUCCACCCUCCACGUCAAACUGUCUACUUCCCGCGCAGCGGCGCACCAUCAUUCCCGGAAUCUCGAGUCAAGAAAGCCGGCGUUUUACAAGCUCUUUUCGGAUCUUUCCUGCCAAUACGCCCUUCUCCUUGGUGCUGCAGAGCUACCUACCGAGCUUGGCGCUCUUCCCCAAACAUCGCUUCCACCCCGAGUCCACGAUAUAGAGAGGCCGUCUUGUAUCAUCGACUACUACCGAGUGGUGACAUAGAGGUUUUCACAAGCCGUGAGUGCGUGUAGACGUAGCACGAAUGGCAUCGGUUUCGCCACCAAAGCCGUGGGAGAGAGCCGGCGCGGGUGCUGUCGCUGCUGCUUCCGCGGUGGCAGGCCCUCUACCCAACAAUACUUCUACUACCUCCUCCACCUCUCCCUCAACGACCACCUCCUCUGCCCCAGAUCUCCCUUCACGACCUACCUCCCUUAAUUCUGUCGUUAACCAGACGGCAUCGAAUUAUUCCCCAUAUGGUGCGUCGCGACUAGGCCAAAGCCCAUAUGGGAGUACUUAUGGCGGUUAUAAUAGCUACUCAUCGCCAUACUCGCGACUAGGGGGUAUGGGAUCGAUGUAUGGCGGAUAUGGGGGAGGAUACGGGGGUAUGUAUGGUGGAAUGGGUGGCAUGGGUGGAUACGGUGGCAUGUACGGCGGUAUGCCACCAGGCGGAGACCCAAACAGCUUGACAAACUCCUUUAAUCAGAGUACGCAAGCUACAUUCCAGCUCAUUGAGAGUAUUGUGGGUGCAUUUGGAGGGUUUGCGCAGAUGCUGGAGAGCACCUACAUGGCAACCCAUAGCUCCUUUUUUGCCAUGGUAUCCGUUGCAGAGCAGUUUGGCAACCUACGAAAUACCCUAGGGUCCGUUCUAGGUAUCUUUACUAUCCUCAGAUGGUUCAGAACUCUCAUCGCAAAACUCACCGGCCGCCCACCUCCCGCGGACGCCACAUCACUCACCCCAUCCUCAUUUGCCGCUUUCACAGGAAAGGGCCAGAGGCCGUCUACCCUCCCCGACGGCUCCUCAGCCCCUCCCCGCCCCUCCAAGAAGCCCUUCUUCUUCUUCCUCGUCGCCGUCUUUGGCCUCCCCUACCUCAUGGGCAAGCUCAUCCGCACGCUCGCCCGCUCACAAGAACUCGAAGCCAAGCGCAACAUGAUGAUCGGCCCGAACGGCGAACCGCUCCCGGGCAAUCUACAACAAAAUGCCAUUGACCCCUCGAAACUCGACUUCUGCCGCGUCAUGUACGACUACACCCCCGAAUCCCAGAACACCGCCGGCGUCGACCUUGCCGUGAAAAAGGGCGAUCUCGUCGCUGUCCUUAGUAGAUCGGAUCCCAUGGGGAACCCGUCAGAGUGGUGGCGGUGCAGGGCCCGUGAUGGUACCGUCGGAUACCUACCAAGCCCUUACUUAGAAACCAUCCAGCGAAAACCGCAGCAACAGGCUAUCACAGCGGGUGCUAAUGCCGCGUCUGCGCCAUCGUCUCUAUCUGCGUCCAGGAGUAAUACCCUGUUAGGCGCUGGGGGUGCUGCCGCCGACGAGCAGCUGAAGCAGCGGGCAAAUAGCCUGAAGGCAGCCAAUGCCAAGCCCGUGAUUAAUGGCAAGAUGGGAGAUGUUUCCCCUGAGAGCUUCCAGAAGAGUACUUUCUAUUCUUGAGAUUGAUUGAAAAAAAUAAAAUUUAAUAUAUUACCCGAUUUGAUAGUUUCUGGCCUCUUUAAAUGGGUUUGAUUUGGGAGGGCCUCAGGGGCUAAGCCAGCUUUUCGUUUCUUUUCUAUUCCUUUCUACUCUCUCUAUCUCUCUUUUCGGUGUAGUGGGUAGCUAAGCCCGGAAUUGGCCCUUGUCUUUUCUCUUAAUCUAUUUCUUUCAAACUUACAUAUUUUCGGCGUUUUUUUGGGCUUCUGUUUAUCCUUGUCGUCCCGUCCCCCAGGCCCCAGCCCAAUAUCCCCUGGCUUUGUAAUCAUUCUUAUAUGCGUCAUGUCUAUCUACGCGUCUCCUUUCCCUCUUUCAUAAGUUUUAGUUUACCCCCCCUACUACAUGUGGUAUUUAUUAGGUGCCUAGAUGCCUAGGUAUGUAUGUUAGAAGCCAUCACAGAGAACGUGAGAUGAUGAAAGCCGGCUGGAAGUAAUCCAGGAAAUUCAGUGUCUUUCAAAUAUUUUUGAUAUUUCUUUUCUCUCUAUUUUUCUUCUUACGAAGCGCCUUGCCCUACCUACCUACCUGUAGUAUCACAAACAUUUAGGUUCUUUUUCCACGAUGAUCCCCGCAGAAUAAUUAAAAACACUUGAUGAAAGGUGUCCAUUGGACUGCCAUCCUAGGGCACAGGAAAUAUAUCAGGUUCUUCAAUUCAUGAAUAUAUCUGAGCACUGA